This is a messenger RNA of Mytilus trossulus (common blue mussel), 2551 nucleotides long. RefSeq names its product probable ATP-dependent RNA helicase DDX10. The coding region runs from base 11 to 2542 and encodes 843 amino acids. The record is from RefSeq and is a predicted model, not a curated record. Lineage: Eukaryota; Metazoa; Mollusca; Bivalvia; Mytilida; Mytilidae. Gene Ontology annotation, molecular function: RNA helicase activity; nucleic acid binding; ATP binding. The transcript has 18 exons. Gene Ontology annotation, biological process: rRNA processing. Gene Ontology annotation, cellular component: nucleus.
AAAUAAGAAAAUGAAGAAAAACACGAACACGCGGUUUAUGUUUGGUGGACAAGAUCGUCCUAGAAAAGAUAAUUUUAAAGGACGAAGCGGAGAGAAAAGAAAAAAGCAAUUACUUAGCAUAAAAGAACGUAAAGUUGACUCACUUAAUAAAGAAAUUGCUGAUAUUAGAAGCAGAUAUGCACAGAUUGAACCAAGUAAAAUUAGCAGUUUCACAGACUUUCCAUUAUCAAAACGAACUUUAGAAGGUUUGAGAAUAGCUAAAUUUGCCUCACCAACAGAUAUACAAAGAGAAUCAAUAGGACUGGCACUGAAAGGAAAUGAUGUACUGGGAGCCGCUAAAACAGGAUCAGGAAAAACUCUAGCAUUUCUUAUUCCGGUGUUAGAAUGUUUAUUCAGAGAAAAAUGGAGUCACAUGGAUGGGUUAGGUGCUUUAAUUAUCUCCCCUACCAGAGAGUUAGCCUACCAGACAUUUGAAGUGUUAAAGAGGGUUGGAAACAGACAUGACUUCUCAGCUGGGCUUGUCAUUGGUGGGAAGCAUUUACGAGAAGAAACUGUGAGAUUAAAUAGGACAAACAUAGUGAUAUGUACUCCAGGCAGACUAUUACAACACAUGGAUGAAACUUUCAACUUUACAGCUGAUUCUUUGCAAAUUCUUGUUCUUGAUGAGGCAGACAGGAUUUUAGAUAUGGGUUUUGCUCAGUCAAUGAAUGCCAUUAUAGAAAAUUUACCAUCAGAAAGACAAACAUUGCUAUUCAGUGCCACACAAACUAAAUCUAUCAAAGACUUGGCAAGACUUAGUUUGAAUAAUCCUGUUUAUGUUUCUGUUCAUGAAAACGCUGCUCAUAGCACACCUACGCAACUUGAACAGAGUUACAUUGUAUGUGAGCUUCAUGACAAGAUGAAUAUUCUAUGGUCAUUUGUGAAGAAUCAUCUGAAGUCUAAAGUCUUAAUCUUCAUGUCCAGCUGCAAACAAGUGAAGUUCAUCUUUGAAUGUUUUAGAAGAUUUCGACCAGGUGUCACUGUACUUUGUUUACAUGGUGGAAUGAAUCAGUUAAAAAGAGUGGCUGCUUACAGGGAAUUCUGUAGAAAGAAACAUGCUGUUUUAUUUGCCACUGAUAUUGCUGCUCGAGGAUUAGAUUUUCCUGCUGUUAAUUGGGUAAUACAGAUGGACUGUCCUGAGGAUGCUAACACAUACAUACACAGAGCUGGGAGAACAGCAAGAUAUGAGAAAGGAGGAGAGGCCAUGUUGCUAUUGUUACCAUCAGAGGAAGAAGCCAUGGUCCAGCAUUUAAAAGAUAAAAAGAUACCUGUAGAAUGUAUUAAAGUUAAUUCUAAGAAGAUAUGGAGUAUACAGAAUAAGUUAGAAUCUAAUUGUGCAGCUGACCCCCAUCUGAAAGAAAUGGCACAGAGGGCCUUCCUUGGAUAUUUAAGAUCAGUGUUUCUGAUGAGUGACAAAAAAGUAUUUAAUGUCCACAAGCUUGAUAUAGAGGAAUAUUCAAGGUCUCUUGGAUUGGCAAUAGCACCAAAGGUUAGAUUUUUAAAGAGAGACCAGAAAAGACUUGAAGAAAAAGCAGCGAAAAUUAAAAAGAAAAUAAAAGAUAAACAAGUGGAAGAAAGUGAAAGUGAGGACCUUUCAGAAAGUGAAAGUAGACUGCAUCCUGAAAUAGCAUCAGGGUCAGAAUCAGAAAGUGAAUCAGAUGGAGACAUUGCCUCUGAAAACGAUUCAGAUCAGAGUGAACAAAGUGAAAGUGAAAGUGAAAAUUCUCAUGUGACUAAAAAUAAAUCCAAACAAGAAAUGAAUUUUGAUGUUGAUGAAGACGAUGUUGAUGAUCUGUUCACUGUAAAACGGGUCGAAUUAGAAGACGAUUCAGAAGAGGAGUUGGAAAAAAGUGAAAAGAAAGAAAAAAUACUAUCAAAGGCAGCUCUAGCUAAAAAAUUAUCAAAGCAAAAGAUCACAGUGAAUACAAAGAUACAGUUUGAUGAUGAGGGAGAGGAAAUAGAGGAUAAAUUGAAGAAACCAGUUGUAAAGAAAACAUUUGAGGAUGACGAGGACGAGGGUGGAAUAAAUAUACAAGUUGCUAGGCAACGUAUGAUGGAGGAAGAUAAGUUUGAUAAACAACUGUUCAGAGAGAGGAUCAAACAAAAACAUAAGGAAGAGAGAAUAAAGAAAAAAGAGAAAAAUAGAGAAAAGAAGAAAAAGAAUGAUGAUAAUGAUGAAGACCAGGAUGAUGAGGAAGGUGUACCAUUUGAAGGAACCGAGGACACAGACCAGCUUAUAGCAGAGUUACCUGACCCUGACAAGAUAUAUGGAAGAGAAAGUGGAGAGGAAGACAACAGUGAUGAAGAAGAAAGUGAUGAUGAAGGUCCCAGGAAGAAGGCUAAGUUUGACUCUAAUUCUGAUGAAGAUUCAGAGAGUGAAUAUAAUAGUGAAAAAGACAGCGGUGAAAAUGAAGAAGAUUCAGAUGAGGAUUCUGUUACCAUGGAUACUGGAUUGUCAAUAGAGGGAGAUGAAGAAUUAGCAUUAAAAUUAUUAAACAGCUGAGAAAAUAAA